GUCAUUUCCUGUUGUUGAUAAGAACUGCUAAAUUGUGAAAGCGAAGCAGAGAAACAGCCCAGCAAUCAGUUACCCUCUGCAUCUCAUGGAGCUGGUGUUUGUCGGGUUUGCCUUGCUCAUCACUGCAAGGUCUUUACAUGGAGUAAAAAUUAGUCAAAAUCCAACUGCACUUUUAAAGAAAGCUGGUGAAUCAGUGGAAAUUAAAUGUCAGCAUGAUGACUCCACCCAUUACUACAUGUACUGGUACAGGCAGAGAAGUUUGGGUGAAAUGGACCUGAUCACUAUGUCUUUAGGGAAAGAUAUUUCUCAAACAGUUGAACCAUUUAACAAUAGUAAAUACUCUAUGAUCCGUACUGAGGUUAUGCACACAUCCCUGCAGCUAAAGAAACUAGAAGUGGAUGAUUCAGCUGUGUACUUCUGUGCAUCCAGUAGCACAGUGUACAACAGUAUUAAAAUCACAGAGCCAAAGAGAGUCAGCCUGCUAAAUGUUUCAGAGAAUGAAGUGUGUACAAAGACAAACGUCACACUGGUUUGUGUGGCUGAAGGAUUUUAUCCUGACCAUGUGUCUGUGUCCUGGUCUGUUGAUGGAGAAAAACGUGAAACUGAUGUGAGCACAGACGAAGCUGCCAUCCAAAAUGUUACAACAAAUUUCUACAGCAUCUCCAGCAGACUGAACAUCAAUUACAAAGAUGAGUGGACUAAAGGCAAAGAGUUCACCUGUACUGUCAGUUUCUUCAAUGGGACAGUCUACACAGAACACAGUGACUCCUAUAGAUCACCAAAAAAAAAAUAUAUUCAAUCAGCGAAUGUAACUAUGCUGGCCUACGGCAUGUUCAUUGGCAAGAGCAUUGCGUACGGCUUAUUCAUCCUGUACGUCAUCAAGAGACAGUGUGACAGCUUUGCUGAUUUGAAAUUUGGACCGGGGACGAGACUAACAGUUCUAGAGCCCAACAUGACCAUCACCCCUCCAACUGUAACCUUGAUGCCACCUUCUCCAAAAGAACUCUGCAAAGCCCAGGGAAGAAAAGGCAAAGUAACUUUGGUCUGCUUAGCCACACAUUUUUAUCCCGAUCAUGUUAGCAUUAUUUGGCAAGUUAAUGAAAAAGAGAGAAAUAAUGGUGUUGCAACCGACCAUGUAGCACAACAAAAUAUAAACACAAGUUUCUACAGUAUGUCCAGCAGAUUGCAUGUCAAUCAUACUGAGUGGACCAACGUCAAAAACAAAUUCACUUGCAUCAUUUCUUUCUACAAUGGAAGUGAAAAUGAGGAGAUUCAAACCAACAUCGCAUAUUCACCAGGCAAAAUACCAGUGAGGGUGUAUCUCAUGGUGCAAUUUGGCUACAUGAUUUUUAUUAGCAAAAGUCUGCUGUAUGCUGUUUUUGUCAGCAUUUUGGUGUGGAUGUGCAAGCCUUCAAAAGAGAAGACAGUGAUGACAGAAAACGGAGACAUCGUGAACUAAGUAAUAUUCAGCGAAUUUGCCUAUAUAUAAAACUACCAAACGGUCAUAAACUAAUGUACAUAUUUGCAUUAUGCAGCUUUAAAAGAUUUGAUUUUAGAGCAUUAGUGAUAAGUCUGCUAAUUAUAGGUAUGCUAAUACAUCAUUUGUGGCUAUACAACUAUACUAUGUAGUCUUUCAUUGUUUGCUGUACAUUUCUUACCUUGCAAUAUAAUUUUCCCUUUACGUCGCUUAGCAGAUUAUUUGCUAUAGAAGAAACCAUGAACGGAAGUACUGUAAUUAACCGUUAUAUUUGAUCUUUUCUCAAGUCUGUCGUGUUGAACACAUUAUGUAAUGCUUGCAGUUGAUAACUGGCUUAAAAAGUAAAAGUUCAGAACUCAGGCAAAAAUACAUAGUUUUUCUUAGUUAAUCAUUGUUAGGAACUGUAGUAUCAUUUUUGCAAAUUUAUUUAGAAUUAGUUUUAGCCAUUGAUUCAGUAAACAGCAGUAACUGUUAGUUAACAUUUAAAAAAAACAUUGAUUAAUACACGUGUUAUCUUACUUUGUUACUUGUAUAACCAUUAUAAUUUGUUGAUAUUAUCUCAUGCAAUAAGUAACGUCAGGGAAAGUAAGUCAACCUUAGUGUACAUAUGUUCCUUACUUUCAAGAGAACAAUAAAGUAACUAAAACUGCUCUCUGCCCACAUUUUCUUUCUUCUGUUGUGCUGCUCACAUAUACUGUAAAUGAGUUUUUAUGAAAAAAUUGUUGCACAGCAUAAUGGCUUCUCAGAAACAGCAUUUCUUUUAAACUCUGUAUUUCUCCAUUGGAAAGUCUGCAGAUUUGAAACCGUGGAGGUGUGUUCCAUGGGUCAUAUCUGAAUUUUCCAGUUCAGCAUGAAGAUUAUUAAUGCUGCUUGACUGUACAUAUUCAACACGGUUGAAUGACUAAUGGAACUGUAUAAUUCCAGCUAUAUUAAAACACAUCAAAACAA
Molecule: messenger RNA, 2425 nt
Organism: Tachysurus fulvidraco (yellow catfish)
Lineage: Eukaryota; Metazoa; Chordata; Actinopteri; Siluriformes; Bagridae
Product: M1-specific T cell receptor beta chain-like
Exons: 9
Coding region: 86-1459 (457 amino acids)
Source: RefSeq, a predicted model, not a curated record